This is a messenger RNA of Schistocerca piceifrons (Central American locust), 1233 nucleotides long. Its product is annotated as glycine-rich cell wall structural protein-like. The coding region runs from base 1 to 1233 and encodes 410 amino acids. The record is from RefSeq and is a predicted model, not a curated record. NCBI's taxonomy places the organism in Eukaryota, Metazoa, Arthropoda, Insecta, Orthoptera, Acrididae. The transcript is spliced from 5 exons.
AUGUGGGUGAGCCCUGGCCUGACACCCAAGGUGUGCAGGGAGUUAUUGGCUUCAUACGCAAGUAUCCUGCCAAUGGAUGGAGGAAUGGAUGGAGGAAUGGAUGGAGGAAUGGAUGGAGGAAUGGAUGGAGGAAUGGAUGGAGGAAUGGAUGGAGGAAUGGAUGGAGGAAUGGAUGGAGGAAUGGAUGGAGGAAUGGAUGGAGGAAUGGAUGGAGGAAUGGAUGGAGGAAUGGAUGGAGGAAUGGAUGGAGGAAUGGAUGGAGGAAUGGAUGGAGGAAUGGAUGGAGGAAUGGAUGGAGGAAUGGAUGGAGGAAUGGAUGGAGGAAUGGAUGGAGGAAUGGAUGGAGGAAUGGAUGGAGGAAUGGAUGGAGGAAUGGAUGGAGGAAUGGAUGGAGGAAUGGAUGGAGGAAUGGAUGGAGGAAUGGAUGGAGGAAUGGAUGGAGGAAUGGAUGGAGGAAUGGAUGGAGGAAUGGAUGGAGGAAUGGAUGGAGGAAUGGAUGGAGGAAUGGAUGGAGGAAUGGAUGGAGGAAUGGAUGGAGGAAUGGAUGGAGGAAUGGAUGGAGGAAUGGAUGGAGGAAUGGAUGGAGGAAUGGAUGGAGGAAUGGAUGGAGGAAUGGAUGGAGGAAUGGAUGGAGGAAUGGAUGGAGGAAUGGAUGGAGGAAUGGAUGGAGGAAUGGAUGGAGGAAUGGAUGGAGGAAUGGAUGGAGGAAUGGAUGGAGGAAUGGAUGGAGGAAUGGAUGGAGGAAUGUGCUGCAUAGACCUGGGCAAAAAUGUACUCAGGUUCCAUAAUGGCAGAGAGACACCCUUUCUGCCACCAUGUGAAGAAGUGUCCACGCCCAGGGAGGCCUUUGCUGCUGUGCCGAACGAGAGGCCAGAUGGCCCCGAGCCUAUGCACACCGCCCAGGACUCACGUGCUGGUGCAGCACCACUCCUCGAUGCCACUUCACUUGCUCAUAAAAUAGUUCCCAUUAAGACUGCCACUCCUGUCUGUUCCCUUACCCAUCUGAGAAGUCGCUCAACAAAGCAGCCAAAACAGGGUCAGGAGCCCCAUGAUCAGGGGCAGGAGCCCCAGGAGCAGGAGCCCCAUGAUCAGGGGCAGGAGCCCCAGGAGCAGGAGCCCGAUGUUCAGGGGCAGGAGCCCCAGGAGCAGGAGCCCGAUGUUCAGGGGCAGGAGCCCCAGGAGCAGGAGCCCGAUGUUCAGGGGCAGGAGCCCCAGGAGCAGGAGCUCCAGUGA